AUGAAUGAAAACUAAUUCAAAAAUGAAACCUUAUUCAAAAUAUAUAUUUAUGAUUAAGAUGAAAUUUACUAAUCUUACAAAUAUACGAAAUAAUCAGCAAUUUAUAGUUUGCCUGAAGAAAUUCUGAAAAAACAUAAUGUCUCUAUAGAAGAGUAUAAAUUAAACAAGGAAUGUUAUGCCAAAAAUUGGGUUGAAAAUUUGAUUUUAACUUAACCAAAUAUUGAGAUUCUCUUUUUAAAUGACUUAAUAUAAAAGUUAAGGAAUGUGAAUGAGACCCAUUAUAUAUUAGAAAUUGAGAACAAUAAGGUUUUAAUUUGGAUGAAUAAAUUGGAAGUUGAAGAGGAAACAAAUCGGGUUUCUGAAAAAAUCUUUAAAGUUUUCGCUUUUAUGAUAAAAUGCACAAUCUAUUUGUUUUGUUAAACAUGUAUAGCUAGUUUGAUUAUUAAAAUCCUUUAAUUUGGAAUUCCCAUUCUAUUGAAUGCAGGAUGGUAUAGAUUAUAUCAAAGAAUAUUGAUUAAUAAUAAUAAAACUUCUCAUAUGCUAAAGAUAAGUUACCUAUUGUUAUUUUUUAACACUGUUAACUUACAUCUAUUAUAACCAAGCAACAAUCCAAUCGUAGAAAAAUCUGUUAUUGUAAAAAAUUCAUUAAAAAUAGAUUGA
Molecule: messenger RNA, 660 nt
Organism: Paramecium tetraurelia
Lineage: Eukaryota; Ciliophora; Oligohymenophorea; Peniculida; Parameciidae
Exons: 2
Source: RefSeq, a predicted model, not a curated record